CAACCUAGUUUAUCUUUGGAAAACCAUCGUGGUGCGGUGACUCUUCACCACCCCCCCGCCAAAACUCGAGAGAAGAAAAGACAAGAAAGAGAAACGGAAAAACGAUUCCCAUCUACGGCCCUCCUUGUCGUCAGUGUAUCUCCAUACGCACGCAAUCACGCACGCAAGACUACAUACAUACAAUCCUUCAACCAUCUCUCUUUCUCCCCUCCCCCACCAAACUCAACCUCAACCUCAACAUCAACAACCACAUCAUCACCACCAACCUCAACCCCAACAAUCCUCCAAAACAAAACCAUACACGCUCACAGCAAUGCACACCCCCCCAACCCCCCACCUCUCAACCUCCCACCCCUACCCCUGGCCCCACGACUCCUCCCUGCACCCAAGCACAACCGCCCUCCUAAUCCUCGACAUGCAACGCGACACCCUCACAUCCCGCCCCCGCUACCGCGACAUCAUCCCCCCCAUCGUCUCCCUCCUCUCCACCUUCCGCCGCGCAGGCUUCCCCGUGUUCCACGCCCGGCGCGGCCACGCGCGGCACCUGUCCACCGUCUCGGCGAGGGACUAUCAUCGCUCGAAAGCUACGACUCCUGCGGAGGAGGAAGGAAGAGGAGCAGGAAAUUGGGGGAGGUGGAUGGUGCGAGGCCAGCGCGGGCACGACAUCGUGUCUGAGCUGUGUCCGCUGCCGAACGAGCCUGUGGUCGAUAGGGCGGGCGUGGGCGCGUUCGGCGGGGCGUCGGAGCUGGAGGGCGGGUUGAGGGGGUGGGGGGUGAGGAAUCUGGUGGUUUGCGGGGUUUCGGUCGAGGGGGCGGUGAACAGUACGGUUAGGGAGGCGAGUGAGAGGGGGUUUGAUUGUUUGGUUGUAGAGGAUGCGGUCGAGGGGGCGAGCGAUGAGUUGCGGUGGUGGGGAUUGGAGGCCAUCAGGGCGGAGGGGGGAGUGUUUGGCGUCACCGCCGAGUGCUGCGAGGUCAUUGCUGCAGUGGAGACGUGGACGAAUGCUUGAGAUUUGUUGACCGUGACUGUGACUGGUGGAUUAGCUGUUUAGUUAACUGAUUGACUUGGAAAAGAGAAGUGGGACGACUUGAUGAUUCACGAAACGUUCACGACAUCACGCAACGACAACGAAUAAUGAUAGGCGAAAGACGGGCACCAGGUGUUGAUCCGUUGAAAGGGGAUAUAUUGACCAUUGCUAUAGAAUAGUCAGAGAAGUGUGAGGACCGGUCUCUGUACAAGCCGGCCGCCACCUUCGUUGUAAAUCAUUGCAUCAUUUCCCACCCAUAGCUGCAUAGCAUGCCCGUAAAACGCCAUUAACCUUGCCAUAUACCGAGGCCAUGUUCGAAGAGAAGGCCGUCAACA
Aaosphaeria arxii CBS 175.79 is the source of this 1359-nucleotide messenger RNA. RefSeq names its product Isochorismatase hydrolase. The coding region runs from base 314 to 1006 and encodes 230 amino acids. The transcript has a single exon. NCBI's taxonomy places the organism in Eukaryota, Fungi, Ascomycota, Dothideomycetes, Pleosporales. The record is from RefSeq and is a predicted model, not a curated record.